AUGGCCAAGCUCGCAGCCUUCCUGGCAGCCCUCCUCCUGGUGGCCCACGCCUCGGCCGCCUUCGGCUCCACCAUCACCACCGUCGAUACCGACGUCGUCGACGACCGCCCCAGCCGCCGCGGCAGCGAGCAAUGCCGCCAGCAGGUCCAGCAGCGGGACCUGAGCCACUGCUCCAGGUACCUGAGGGAGGAGCAGCAGCAGGAGCAGCGGGGGGGCCGCCGAGGGGGCUACGACGAGGGCGCCGACGCCGAGGAACUCAAUGGCCAGGCGGAUUUCCAGCGGUGCUGCAACGAGCUGAGGAUGAUAAGGGACGAGAGGUGCAGGUGCGAGGGGCUGCGGAUGGAGUUGCAGCAGGAGCAGGAGAGGGGCUUCAUGAGGCCUCGGGAGAUGAGCCAGAUUAUGCAGAGCGCUCGAAGGUUGCUCAACAUGUGCAGGGUGGGGCCUACUGAGUGCGACUUUGAAAUGUCCACCUAUUGA
Molecule: messenger RNA, 477 nt
Organism: Morus notabilis
Lineage: Eukaryota; Viridiplantae; Streptophyta; Magnoliopsida; Rosales; Moraceae
Product: 2S sulfur-rich seed storage protein 2
Exons: 1
Coding region: 1-477 (158 amino acids)
Molecular function (GO): nutrient reservoir activity
Source: RefSeq, a predicted model, not a curated record